AUGGAUCAAUCACUCAUCAAGCUUGUCAACAAGCUGCAAGACGCUUUCAAUAAUGUUGGAAUACAAAAUCCGAUAGAUUUGCCUCAGAUCACUGUGCUUGGAAGUCAGAGCUCUGGGAAAUCAUCAGUGCUGGAGAACCUCGUGGGCAGGGAUUUCCUGCCGCGAGGUACCGGAAUCGUCACUCGUAGACCGCUGGUGUUGCAACUCAUCAACAGACCUGCUGCAGGUGGUGCGCAGGGUGGAGUAGCGGCGGCCAGUGAGAAGGGUGCUGACGAAUGGGGAGAGUUUUUGCAUCUGCCCGGGGAGAAAUUUUACGACUUCAACAAGAUAAGGGAAGAGAUUGUGCGCGAUACGGAACUCAAGACGGGAAAGAAUGCAGGCAUAUCCCCCCAGCCCAUCAAUUUGAGGAUUUACAGUCCCAAUGUCUUGACCCUUACGCUCGUCGAUUUGCCGGGCUUGACCAAGGUGCCGGUUGGAGAUCAGCCCAGAGACAUUGAGCGCCAGAUUCGCGACAUGGUCCUCAAAUUCAUCAUGAAGCCAAAUGCGGUGAUUCUCGCUGUUACAGCUGCCAACACAGAUUUGGCCAACUCGGAUGGUCUGAAGCUGGCCAGAGAGGUGGAUCCGGAAGGGACGCGGACUGUGGGUGUGCUGACAAAGGUUGACCUGAUGGACCAAGGCACAGAUGUCGUCGAUAUCCUAGCAGGCCGCAUCAUCCCGUUGCGCCUGGGCUACGUGCCCGUCGUGAACAGAGGGCAGAGGGACAUUGAUCAAAAAAAGCUGGUCAGCGCUGCUUUGGCUGCAGAGUCGGACUUCUUCUCCAACCAUCCCAGCUAUCGGUCCAAGGCUCAGUACUGUGGUACGCCUUACCUCGCUCGAAAGCUCAACACUAUUCUCAUGCAUCACAUUCGCACCACGCUUCCAGACAUCAAGGCUAAAAUUCAGCAGCAGCUGCAAAAAUUCAACAGCGAACUUUCAUCUCUUGGUGGUGCUUUAGGCGAUACCAACUCUGGCAACAUUGUCCUGACCAUCAUUACCGAAUUCUGCAACGAAUUCCGAACAGUCAUUGACGGCAAUUCAAACGAUUUGUCGGUGAACGAGUUGGCGGGAGGUGCGAGGAUCAGCUUCGUAUUUCACGAGUUGUUUAGCAACGGCAUCAAGGCCAUUGAUCCUUUCGACACUGUGAAGGACUCGUACAUCAGGACUGUUCUCUACAAUUCUUCGGGAUCUAGCCCGGCACUGUUCGUUGGCACAACCGCGUUCGAGGUUAUAGUCAAGCAGCAGAUCAAGCGCCUGGAAGACCCAUCCUUGAAGUGCGUCAGCUUGGUCUACGAUGAACUUGUCCGCAUCCUCUCUCAGCUGUUGAGCAAGAACCAACAAUUCCGAAGGUUCCCGCAACUCCGAGAAAGGUUCAACACUGUCGUGAUCCAGUUCUUCAAGAGGUGUUUGCAGCCAACUACCAAGCUGGUGACAGACAUUGUCCUAUCCGAGGCGUGUUACCUGAACACUGGCCACCCGGACUUCAUCGGCGGCCACAAAGCCAUGUCGAUCGUGACUGAGCGCUUUGCACAGGCUUCGGGUGCCAACGAUCCCAAGAAGCCGCAGCAUACCAUCAACAACGACAAGGAUUUGAAUGUGGACAUCAAAGACCAGGGAUUUUUUGGAAGCUUCUUCAGCGGCGGAAAGGCUUCGGCAAAGGAAAGAGCUAAGCACGCUACGAUGGACGCGCCACCUCCCAGUCUUACAGCUAGCGGACAGCUCACAGACCGAGAAGCCAUGGAAGUCGAGGUCAUCAGAAUGCUCAUCAUGUCCUACUUCAACAUUGUGAAGCGAACGAUCAUUGACAUGGUACCAAAGGCUACCAUGCUCCACUUGGUGAAAUUUGCCAAGGACUCUCUACAACGCGAAUUGCUCAAGGAGCUCUACCAGCAGGACGUAAUGAACGAGCUGAUGCGCGAGAGCGACCAUGUCGUUACGCGCAGGAAGGAAUGCGUAAAGAUGAUCGCCGCGCUCGAGCAGGCGCAGGAAAUCGUCGCCACUGUCUGA
Ceraceosorus guamensis is the source of this 2043-nucleotide messenger RNA. Its product is annotated as putative VPS1-member of the dynamin family of GTPase. Gene Ontology annotation, cellular component: peroxisome; membrane; cytoplasm. The record is from RefSeq and is a predicted model, not a curated record. Gene Ontology annotation, biological process: peroxisome organization. Gene Ontology annotation, molecular function: microtubule binding; GTPase activity; GTP binding. The coding region runs from base 1 to 2043 and encodes 680 amino acids. NCBI's taxonomy places the organism in Eukaryota, Fungi, Basidiomycota, Exobasidiomycetes, Ceraceosorales, Ceraceosoraceae. The transcript has 10 exons.